This is a messenger RNA of Mytilus trossulus (common blue mussel), 1821 nucleotides long. RefSeq names its product integumentary mucin C.1-like. The transcript has 12 exons. Gene Ontology annotation, cellular component: membrane. Lineage: Eukaryota; Metazoa; Mollusca; Bivalvia; Mytilida; Mytilidae. The record is from RefSeq and is a predicted model, not a curated record. The coding region runs from base 55 to 1608 and encodes 517 amino acids.
UGUACUGUAGUUCUAUCUAAAUUUAUCUUAUUCCUUUAUAAAUGUCACGAAACCAUGUCAUUCCAAAUCACAUAUUGCGUUAUUUUCCUGUUUAUUAACCUAUCCACAACUGACGGAGGGUUGACAUGUUUGAGUUGUAAGCACGUGGUACAGCCCGGCGAUUGUUUCAAACUGACAACAUGUGGCGACCACGAGCAAUGUUACUUGAGACGUUAUGUGACGUCAUCCGGAACAACAUGGUAUGAUGUUGGAUGUCUAGAUAAUACGAAAUGUGCCGCUAUAUCCGGGCUACCACAGACUGCUCGUCCCACUACAGUCGGAAAUAGUAGAACACUUCCUCCAUCGAUCAUAGGCAAACGUCAAAACGAGGCUAAUAUGACACAAUCGCCCAUUACGGCCAGACACUACACAUUGCCGCCAUCUAUAAUAGGAAAACGUCAAGAUGCUGACGGAGAAACGACACUGUGUGAGCACUGCUGUAAUAGUAGUACGAUAUGUAAUACAGGUGGAUACUGUGGAUCUCUCUCUUUGAACAAUCCUGGUCCCAUAUGUUACAGUUGUAAAGAAGCACAGACCGCUGACAGUUGUGACCAGAUUGUUCAAUGUGGCGAAGACGAGAAAUGUUUUAUUGGACAAGUAUUUAAUCGACUAUCUCAAGAAAAAAGAUGGACACAUGGGUGUAAAAGUAAUAAAACGUGUGUAUAUACACAAGGGAAGAGAGAUAUAGAUGAUGGAAACAGUCAAGUAUGUGAGGAGUGUUGUGAGGAUCACUUGUGUAAUAAUGUGUGCACAAACUUCGUGGAUUGGAACGCCCCCUUUACCACGCCAACUGAUAAUAUCACUUCUGCUGUACCGACCUCGCCAUCUUUUAAGACUGCUUCGACAACUGCAAUGUCUACACUUGAGAUUAUAAAAACAACAUUGCUGAUGACAAAAACAAAACUGCCGACGGCAAAAACCACUGCACUGCCUACGACUAAAACAACUUCAUUGCCGACAACAGAAACACCAACAACUAAAAUACCGACGACAAAAUCAACAACUAUUCCAACGACAGAAUUAGCAACAACAACCAUACCGACAACAACGACAACCACAGUACCAACGACGACGCUAGACCCUGUUGUCAUGGUUAAUUGUAAUUUUGAGGCUGGUCUUUGUAAUUGGCACCAAGAUAAAAUGGACGAUGGAGACUGGAGAAUACACUCAGGUCCAACAGCUACGGAUAAAACUGGACCAGAUAGUGAUCAUACAUUAGGCAAUGAAAAAGGACACUAUUUAUACAUAGAAGCAUCGGAUAUGAAUUAUCAGAACUUUGUUCGAUUGCUUUCCAAUAAUAUUGUAUGGCCACAGAGAACAUGUUUAACGUUCUGGUAUCAUAUGUAUGGACAUUUCAUAGCAUCUUUGAGUGUUUAUAUAAAGGAUAGUGAUGGAAAUUUACAAAAACUAUGGAGUCAGUCGGAAAACCAUGGCAACAACUGGUUACCAGCCAAAAUAAAUUUACCAGAUACUCCAGGACAAAUAGUAAUAGAAGGGUACAGGGGAGCAGAUAUACAUGGCGAUAUAGCAAUAGACGAUAUUACACUGGUUCGUAAUUGUGGUCCUUAAUAUUUGAUAACAGGAAUGAUAGGUGAUUGGUAUUGACGAGACGUACCAUGAUGUGACAAAAUAAUGUUCAUCUAAAGUUGCCUCUGUUUUAAUAUCUAAAGAGUUUAAUGCUUGUUUAUUCAGUGGUGUGCAUGGAAAAUCACACCAUCUUUUCUGUUUUUCUCUCCUCUAAUAAAUAUCAUUAUAGCUGAUAUCAAUAUAGUAUACAAGGCA